Gekko japonicus is the source of this 1107-nucleotide messenger RNA. Its product is annotated as protein DGCR6-like. The record is from RefSeq and is a predicted model, not a curated record. The coding region runs from base 129 to 749 and encodes 206 amino acids. NCBI's taxonomy places the organism in Eukaryota, Metazoa, Chordata, Lepidosauria, Squamata, Gekkonidae. The transcript is spliced from 5 exons.
CGGGAGUCUGCACAUGCUCAGAGGCACCGGGAACGCCCCUUCACGUGACGGACAAAGCGGUUGGAGCAGGCCCGGUUCCCGCCCUGCGAGAGGAAGAGGCGGAGGCCCAGGCCCUGGCGCCGGCGGCCAUGGAGCGUUUCAGGACGGGCUACGCCGGGGAAGAGGCCGAGGCCUCCUCCGGCUGCGACCAACAGGCCCGGCAGCAGGCGCGCCAUUACCAGCUGCUCUCCGACCUGCAGGCCCUGGUCAAGGACCUGCCCAGUUCUUCCCAGCAGCGAUUGUCCUAUACCAUCCUCAGUGACCUGGCAUUGGCUCUCAUUGAUGGGACAGUCUUUGACAUUGUCCAGGGCUUACUUGAGAUUCAGCACCUGACAGAGAAAAACCUCUACAACCAGCGGCUCAAGCUGCAUCAUGAACACCGAGUGCUCAAGCAGGAGAUGCUUCAUAGACACAAGGAAGCCCAGCAGUGCUGUAAACCUCACAACAUGCCUCUUCUGAAAGCUGCUCAGCAGAAGGAACUAGAGGCCAUGGAGCAGCGAAUUCAUGAGGAACAGCACAUGAUGGAUGAGAAAAUUGUCUUGGAACUGGAUCAGAAAGUCAUUGACCAGCAGAGCACUUUGGAGAAAGCUGGUGUAUCGGGGUUUUACGUCACUACAAACACACAGGAACUGACUCUCCAAAUGAACUUGCUGGAACUGAUUCAAAAACUGCAGCAAAAGGAAUCUCUGCCAAGAAGGCCCUUCCCUUGAAAGGGAGGCCACACUUAUAUUGCUCGCUUCCCAUUUCUAGUCAAGGUCCUUCUCAGGUAUCUUGAUGGGGGAGGGUGAUUAUUUUUAUGUAAAAAGAUAGCUGCAUCUUAUUCCCUUGCUGGACAGCAGAAAAAACAGAGGCAAAGACUAACAAUUGCCCUUUGUCGGCUGGGCUCUGAGGGGGCUGUCUGAACGCACAAUUCUCUAACACCCACUAAGGCCAGAAGUUGAUUCUGUAUUUAUGUAUUAUUUCCUUUGUUUUUUUAGUUUAUUUAUACCUGUUGCCCACUUUUCACAUUUCAAGGCUGACAUUGGAAAAUGUGAUGUGUGACGCAGACAGUAAACAGUAUUAAGUUUC